This is a messenger RNA of Odocoileus virginianus texanus, 2663 nucleotides long. Lineage: Eukaryota; Metazoa; Chordata; Mammalia; Artiodactyla; Cervidae. The record is from RefSeq and is a predicted model, not a curated record.
GAGAAACACUAGUAGAGGCGGCAGCGGCUCAACGGGAUGUCGACUGGCUUCUGCUUCUCUUGCCAGCGCUCUGGAGUUCGGGCAGAAGCCUUCAUCGGGGCCACUCCUCCGCCUGCCUCUCCGGAAUGAGGCCUAAGUUCCCGCACCGGAAAGCCCCCUUUCUCUUCCGAGAGAGCCCAAGAAGAGGCCGAAGCCGAGACGAUGCCUGGGAAGCUGAAGGUGAAAAUCGUGGCCGGGCGCCAUUUACCAGUGAUGGACCGAGCUAGUGACCUGACUGAUGCCUUCGUGGAGGUAAAAUUUGGUAAUACCACCUUUAAAACAGAUGUGUAUCUCAAGUCCCUCAACCCGCAGUGGAACUCAGAGUGGUUUAAAUUUGAGGUGGAUGAUGAAGAUUUACAAGAUGAACCUCUCCAGAUCACAGUUCUUGACCAUGAUACGUAUAGUGCAAAUGAUGCCAUUGGUAAGGUGUACAUUGACAUUGAUCCUUUACUGUACAGUGAGGCUGCAACUGUCAUCUCAGGAUGGUUUCCAAUUUAUGAUACCAUUCACGGUAUCCGUGGGGAAAUCAAUGUAGUUGUCAAAGUAGACCUCUUCAAUGAUUUAAAUCGAUUCAGGCAGUCAUCAUGUGGAGUCAAAUUCUUUUGCACAACAUCUAUUCCAAAGUGCUAUAGAGCUGUAAUAAUUCAUGGAUUUGUAGAAGAACUUGUGGUCAAUGAAGACCCAGAGUAUCAAUGGAUUGAUCGAAUUCGCACGCCAAGGGCAUCAAAUGAGGCCAGACAGAGGCUCAUUUCUUUAAUGUCAGGCGAACUGCAGAGGAAGAUUGGCCUGAAAGUCCUUGAGAUGAGAGGCAAUGCGGUAGUUGGGUACUUGCAGUGCUUUGACCUGGAAGGCGAGUCUGGGUUGGUGGUGCGCGCCAUAGGAACAGCGUGCACGCUGGAUAAAUUAAGUAGCCCAGCGGCGCUCCUUCCUGCCUGCAACUCCCCGUCCAGAGAGAUGAAGGAGAUUCCCUUCAAUGAAGAUCCCAAUCCCAAUACUCACUCAUCAGGACCCUCAACCCCUCUGAAAAACCAAACUUAUUCCUUUUCACCUUCCAAGUCCUACAGUCGACAGUCCUCUUCUUCUGACACAGAUUUGAGUUUGACACCCAAAACUGGUAAGGCACUUCCACUCACCUUUUCUUUUUUUCUUUUAUUUUCCAGAUUUGUUUUUUGUUCUUUAUUAGCUUUCCAUCCAAGCCUUUCUUCCUGUUUUUGGCAUUUAAGUUAAAAGAUAAUGGAAAUACUGAUCAUUUUCAGUGAUUACAAUUAAAAUGUGAAAACUUUGUAUAGUUCAGAAGUUAUUUUGUUUAAAGCAUGACAUUUUGUUGAUUUAAUUAUAGUUUAGAUAUGAAGUCCAGGAUUUAUUUUUGCAUGUAGACAUUUUUCAUUUCAUGCUCCAGUUAAAAGGAAUAACAUCUCAAAGCAUUUGAAUAGAAAGUAACACUAGUAGCUUGCAAUCCAGUUCCUCGUGCAGUAUAAACAUUUUUGAAUUCAUUGUUUCUAUUUUGAAAUUUAAUUCUAAGAUUUUAUUAUGAAAAAAUCUUAAAAAUAGCUGAUAUUGUUAUACUAGAGUAUAUAUAUUUGUUAGCUUAUUAUUUAAAAUGUUUGGUUUUACUAGUUGUAUUCUCUAGGUUAGAAAAUAACAUUUACGCUUUAUUUAUUCUUGCAUAUUUCUCAGUGUAUAAAAUUUAUAAUUUUUCCCUCUCCUAUUUGUAUUUUGCUGAUCUCUCAGUUUUGUGAAUAUGUUUUAUGAUAAAAACUGAUUAAUGAAUCAAAUUAGUUUCUUAUGCCUUAAAAUAAAAUUAGCUUAUUUAAAUCAUCAAGUUAAUAUUCUUAAGAAAAAUAAAAGAUAAAUGAAACAUUUAAAAGUUAAUAGUUUGCAGUUUUUGCAAAUAGCAUGUUUGGGAGUUUCCUUGACAGAUUGAGGAAAACAUUUUGCCUAGUUCAUGUGUUAUUUUUAAUUUGUAAUCUUUAAUAACUUUAUGUUAGACAAGAAAUUUAGAACAUGACCACAGAUUUUAUGAAAAUAAUGAGAAGAAAUCUAAUUCUAGAACCAGUGCUACUUUCACAGUAAAGAUAGAGUGUUUUUAAAAAGCCUGUAGUCAUAAUAUCUGGAGAAGGAAAUAACAACAGACUCUAGUAUUCUUGCCUGGGAAAUACCAUGGGUGGAGGCAGGCACCUGGCAGACUUCAUAGGGUCACAAGAGUUGGACACAGUUUAGUGACUAAACCACCACCACCAGACACAAUAUUAUUUUUUAUAAAUGUAGUCACAAAAUGUAAAGAAGAUAAUUAUUAAUACCUAAUUCUUUGAAAGGCAUUACUUUAUUUUUACAUGUAUAGCUAUGAACAACAACAAAAUAAUGAAAUAAUGUGAUAUUUGAUAGUAAUGAAUGCUGUGGGAUGUGACAUCUUAACCAUAUUGGUGUCAUAAAAACUGAAUCAUUGAAACUGUAGGGAGGUGGGGGUGUUUUGUUUUUUGGUUUUUUUAAAUUUUGUUUUUAAGUAAAGAAUAAGAUUCUGGCUUUGAAAUUCAUAAUAUCAAAACAAUAAGCAUGUAGCAUAACAUUUGAUGAGUAAGUUUUCUAAAUUUUUUGAGACUUUUCCACUGCUUGUUCAUUUUUGU